UGCCGCAGGCACUUGAUUACUCGUUCAUAUGAAGCGGGAGCAGACCCUCUAAUGUUGACCACCUCUAAGAAUGAUCCACAGACCGUUGGCGGUUCAUCACAACUGCCGGCCUGUGGGUUACACUAACAGCCCGAGGGCCAGGAGCCGUGAUAACCUGCUGAUGUAUGGUGAUUUUGGCGAGGAAAACUGUUGCCCCGGACGAUGCCUUGGCCACAGCAGCUCUGAGAGACAGCUCAUGGCUCGUCUCAGUGCUGUUAAACGACGCCAGGCUCUUCGUGGUCCUGCCCACAUGUUCUCUGCUCCUUCAAUCAGCCUGUCAGAGGUUGAGCAGCGUUUCCUGGAGGCAGCUGAGUAUGGCAACAUACCAGAGGUGCGGCGUAUGCUGCUCCAUGUACCCAACUUGAAUGUCAACGCUGUGGACUACAUGGGCCAGAAUGCAUUGCAGCUGGCUGUAGCCAACGAGCAUCUGGAGGUGACGGAGCUGCUUCUGGGGAGGGCGGAUUUGGCCAGAGUGGGUGAUGCCCUCCUGUUAGCCAUCAGUAAAGGUUAUGUUCGUAUCACAGAGGCCCUGUUGGGCCACCCUUCAUUUAGAGAUGCCCAUCGUCUCACAGCAAGCCCUGCUCAAGUUGACAUGUUGGAUGACUUCUAUGCUUAUGAUGAGGACGGGACGAGGUUCUCUCAUGAUGUGACUCCAGUGAUACUUGCAGCACACUGCCAAGAAUACGAGAUAGUUCACACCCUUCUGAGUAAAGGGGCUCGCAUCGAUCCUCCUCAUGACUACUUCUGCAGCUGUGACUCCUGUAACUACCAACAGCAGUUUGACUCAUUCAGCCACUCGCGAUCAAGGAUCAAUGCCUACCGAGGACUCGCCAGUCCUGCUUACCUCUCCCUGUCCAAUGAGGACCCGGUGCUGGCAGCCCUCGAGCUCAGCAACGAACUGGCCAUGUUGGCCAAUAUUGAGAAAGAAUUUAAGAACGACUACUGCCGUCUGUCAAGUCAGUGCAAGGACUAUGUGGUGGGCCUUCUGGAUCUGUGUCGCAGCACAGAGGAGGUGGAUGCCAUACUGAGCGGGGAAACUGACGCUGAAGACAGCUAUGAUCUGCCAGGUCGCCCCUCCCUCACAAGGCUCAAAUUAGCCAUCAAAUAUGAACUCAAAAAGUUUGUGGCUCAUCCUAACUGCCAGCAGCAGCUGCUGAGUAUCUGGUAUGAGAAUCUGCCUGGCCUGAGACAACAGACCACUGCUAUCAAACUGCUGGUGGUGUUAGCGGUGGCUAUAGGACUGCCUGGACUGGCUCUGGCUUACUGGAUCGCUCCAUGCAGCAGAGUGGGGAAAGUGAUGCGUAGCCCCUUCAUGAAGUUUGUGGCCCAUGCGUCGUCCUUCACAAUUUUCCUGGGUCUACUCAUCCUGAACGCAGCUGACCGUUUCGCAGGCACCACCCUGUUGCCAAAUAUGACCCACCAUCAGUACCCAGGAGGACACCAACUCAACUCUGACCCGCUACUACUUUACCGCAUGACCACAACACCCUUCACAUGGAUGGAGAUCCUCAUCAUUUCGUGGGUCAUUGGUAUGAUCUGGGCUGAAGUGAAGGAGAUCUGGAGUCAGGGACCAGGGGAGUACCUGGUCGAACCAUGGAACUUUUUGGACUUUGGGAUGCUGGCGAUCUUCCUUGCCUCCUUCAGCUGCCGCUUCUCCGCUCUGAAACAUGCUGACCUAGCCCAGACCUAUGUACACAGACACUACACAACAUUGAGUAAUGUCACACUGCCCCCGGAGAUACACUACUUUACACUGGCACGAAUCUACUGGUUGCCAUCAGAUCCCCAGCUGGUGUCGGAGGGCUUGUAUGCAGUUGCAGUGGUGCUGAGCUUCUCUCGCAUUGCUUACAUCCUCCCAGCCAACGAGAGCUUCGGCCCACUGCAGAUCUCUUUAGGGAGAACAGUUAAGGACAUCUUCAAGUUCAUGGUCAUCUUCAUCUUGGUCUUUCUGGCGUUCAUGAUCGGCAUGUUUAACCUGUACUCCUACUACCUGGGGGCGAAGCAAAAUGAUGCCUUCACCACCCUAGAGGAGAGCUUCAAGACAUUGUUCUGGGCUAUAUUUGGACUGUCUGAGGUCAGAUCUGUCGUGAUCAACAACGGACACAAAUUCAUCGAGAACAUUGGUUACGUGUUGUAUGGGGUCUACAACGUCACCAUGGUGAUAGUGCUGCUCAACAUGCUCAUCGCCAUGAUUAACAGUUCUUUCCAGGAGAUUGAGGAUGAUGCUGAUGUUGAAUGGAAGUUUGCGCGGGCCAGACUCUGGUUCUCCUACUUCGAGGAGGGAAGGACGCUCCCUGUGCCCUUUAACUUGGUCCCCAGUCCAAAAUCUAUGCUGGGACUGGCCACAUGUAUCAAGUCCCUGCUCCUGCAGUACGUGGCAGGACGCAGGGAGAAGAAAAGUGAGACGCAGCUCAACCAGCUCGGAGUAGGCAAAAAUUCAGGAUAUGGCGAUUCUACCAGCCCAACCAGAUAUCAGAAGAUCAUGAAGCGACUGAUAAAGCGUUACAUCAUCAAAGCCCAAGCAGACAGAGAGAGCGACGAGAUCACUGAAGGUGAGCUGAAAGAGAUCAAGCAGGACAUCUCCAGCCUGCGAUAUGAGCUGCUGGAGGAGAAAUCACAGAACAUGGAGACACUGGACGGACUGCUGAAGAGGCUGGGAGAGAUCAGUACACCUUCAUAGGAGAUGGAAUUUAAAACUGUACAGCCCAAGGAUUUUAAGUGCCUGCUCUUCAUCACUGAAUGUAGAUAAAGUAUUAUAGCGUCAAAGCACUGAUACACUGUAAUAAAAUAAAAAUAUGUGUAUGUGAAUAUAAAAUGAAAAUGUAGCUUGCAGAUGGUAUUUUUAUGAGUCAUUUACAGUAUAUGUUUAUAAUGCACAUAUUGCAAUUUUGGUAUUCCAUGAAAAAUAAAAACCAAAGAACCCAUAUAAUCUAGAUAAUUUAUAAAGAGGGAGCACAUCUUUUAAAGAGGAGAUUGUGGGAUCAUUUGUCCUCCCUAACCUACCAAAAAUAAAUCUCAUUAUAAUCAUUAUAAUAUGUACAAACACCAUUCACACACGUGGAUGCACAUGUUACGUUAGUAAUAUAAUUACAAUUCUUUUUCCUGCCAUUAAAAGUGCAGAAAAAGCAUGCACCCUGCCAGAACUAACAGACAGUGGUUACCCUCAUAUUUGAAAUACAGUAUCUAUGUGAAUGAUUAAAUAAUUCAGCAAUAGUAUGUUUUGCACAUUGGCAUAUGGUAUAACGUCUAUCUGUACUGAAAACUGUGGUGAACUCAGAAACCAUUAACAAA
This is a messenger RNA of Xiphias gladius (swordfish), 3330 nucleotides long. RefSeq names its product transient receptor potential cation channel, subfamily C, member 6a (gene trpc6a). Bases 71 to 2719 code for a protein of 882 amino acids. Gene Ontology annotation, cellular component: membrane; cation channel complex. The record is from RefSeq and is a predicted model, not a curated record. The transcript has 14 exons. Gene Ontology annotation, molecular function: store-operated calcium channel activity; inositol 1,4,5 trisphosphate binding; protein binding. NCBI's taxonomy places the organism in Eukaryota, Metazoa, Chordata, Actinopteri, Istiophoriformes, Xiphiidae. Gene Ontology annotation, biological process: calcium ion transmembrane transport; manganese ion transport; regulation of cytosolic calcium ion concentration.